Messenger RNA from Labeo rohita (rohu), 1872 nucleotides. RefSeq names its product putative ubiquitin carboxyl-terminal hydrolase 50. Gene Ontology annotation, molecular function: cysteine-type deubiquitinase activity. Lineage: Eukaryota; Metazoa; Chordata; Actinopteri; Cypriniformes; Cyprinidae. The record is from RefSeq and is a predicted model, not a curated record. Bases 5 to 361 code for a protein of 118 amino acids. The transcript has 5 exons. Gene Ontology annotation, biological process: protein deubiquitination.
AUUUAUGAGUCAUGUUGACUUUCCACAAAUAUUAAUUCUACAAUUAAGGACUAUCCAACAUGACAACAACCUUCAAGUAAGAAUUCCUGCACAAACUGAGGUUUUCUUUAUAAAAUAUAAGCUCUAUGCCAUAAUAAACCUUUAUGGAACAUUGGACGACGGACACUAUAAUACUAACAUCAAAUCUGACAAUCAGAACUGGUAUCGAUAUGAUGACAGCCAUGUAUUUCAGAUUCCUGACACAAUGUUUUCAGAAAGGCCCAAUGCUUCCUCUGUGAAUAAAAAGCUUCCUUCUUCAUCUCCAGAUUCAUGCUAUUCAUACAGCUACGCCUAUCUACUCUUGUACAAAAAGUGGGAUUGACUGAAUCAGUAACUGGACACAGAGCAGAACAUCAUCAUUUAGGGUGAUACAUGCUAUAUAAGCAGAAUUUAACCAGGCUCAAAGUCUUCCAGUGAAUGUCUGUGAAUGUAUUUGUAAAUCUCUCUGCUCAACUGUUGAUGAUUUAAAACGGGUGCGUCACAAACAUAAGUGUCGUGCUGUUGCCAGGAUUAAAAAGGACUGGUUUGCAUACUGUAUUUGCUUAAAGACUACUUUCAGUAUCAAUAUUGAUGUCAUUUAUUUUCAUGCAUGUAGUAAGGCGUAUUUAAUAGGCAUCGUAUUAACCAAACUAUAAGUGUUUAUAAGGGAAGUCGCGUUGUUUGCCGAUGCGUAUGUAGAAUUAUUAUUAAGGUUCCGCACUAGAAAUCCUACCUCUCUGACAGAUCAUUUUUGGGGAAGAUUGGAAAUUUCUCAUGCUCCUCAGUUCCUUUAAACUGUGGUGUGCCUCAGGGUUCUAUUUUGGGCCCGUUGUUGUUCUCACUACACCUGCUUCCUUUGGGUUGUAUUUUUCAGAAAUACAAUAUUCCAUAUAUUUUUUUACACUGACAAUACACAGGUUUGCUUUCCGCUAAACCAUAAGGAUAACUAUAACAUACUCUUCUGAAUAGUCUGACUGUAGUUAGAUCCUGGCUGGCUGCUAAUUUUCUAACACUGAAUGAUUUCAAAUCUGAGACUGUAGGUUUUGGCCCACCUGUCCCUAUUACUCUGAUUAACAAUCAAUUAGACUCGCUAUCUGCUAACUCCCAUGUAAAAAACUUAGGGGUGAUUUUUGAUGACAAUCUAAAGUUCAAUAAGCAAAUCAGCGCAGUUGUUAAAAAUGCUUUUUAGCAUCUUGGAUCUAUUGCAAAGUUGAAAACAUUUUAAGUACAUUGAUUCAUGCUUUUGUCACUUCUAGGCUAUUGUAACUCAUUGUACUUUGGUGUGUCUAAAUCAUCUCCAUCUUGUCUGCAACUGGUACAGAAUGACGUUGCCAUGUUCCUUACUGAAAUAAGAAAGAGUAACUGUUUGUUUACAAGGGAUUACAUGGUCAAGCUCCUGAAUAUAUUACAGAUCUCCUUCUCCCUAGAAAUUGCACUCAAACAUUACGGUUUUCUAAUAGAAUGAUACUCUUUGAUCUCAUCUGAAAUGAAAAGGAGAUUGUACUUUUCGAUUGCUGCCCCUAGACUGUGGAAUGACUUACCAGCAUACAUUAGGCUGUCUCCAGAUAUUGGAAGCAUUAAAUCUCAUCUUAAGACCUAUCUUUAUUCCUUAGCUUUUUAAUUUGUUUCUAAUUUUAUUUUAUUGGAUUGUUAGGGAUGCAUUUUAUUCUUUAACUUUGUCAAAUACUCUUUGAAUAUUUUAUGCUGUCAGCAGUCGCUGUUUUAAAUAUGCUUUAGAAAUAAAACUGCCUUGCCUUGCAUUGCAUUGCCUUAUCAGUUACACUGCUGUAAAAGGAUGUAGUUUGGAAUGAUACAUAUUCGUGUAAAUGAGUAGUCAUUUUUAUUAUAUCAAAU